CUCGUCCUUGCACGUGACAUCUAUCCGUGCACUCACCCUCACCUCUUCUGGACUAAUUUGCGUCAGAAGCGUAUCUCCUAGGCACAGAACCGUUCCAAGGAACUAUAAAACCCACAAGGUUCCAGCCGCUGCACUGAAGUUCAAACGGCCGACGACUUUCAAUGCAUCGCUGGACAAGCUUGCUAUCCGAGGGAUCAGGUCGUUUGGCGAUAAAGAACUUUCUGUUAUAGAGUUCUACAGCCCGGUGACCGUCAUUGUUGGUCAUAAUGGAAGUGGCAAGACUAUCGCGAACGAGAAGGAAGUCAAAGCGCAAGUAAAGCUACGCUUUAAUGCUGCUAAUCGCCAGCAAAUGCUUGCCAUCCGUAACCUAUCUGUCACUGUUAAGAAAACUGGCUUGACAAUGAAGACGUUGGAAUCAAUUCUUGCUGCCAACGAUUAUGAUAGGAAGACAAAGCGUGGAGUGUUGUCUACAAAGUGUGCUGAGAUGGACUCGGAAAUCCCACACUUAUUGGGCGUCUCGAAAGCUGUGCUGGAAAAUGUGAUAUUCUGCCAUCAAGAGGAUUCGUACUGGCCCCUUUCGGAGGCUUCUGUUCUCAAGAAGAAGUUUGAUGACAUCUUUGAAGCGACAAAGUACACUAAGGCCCUUGACUCAAUUCGAGCUAUCAGGAAGGAGCGUACUGCAGAGCUCAAGGUAGAUAAGGAACGGCUUCAAACGCUGCAAGUCCAAAAAUCGCACGCAGAUAAGCUUCGAGAGAGGAUCGACGGUCUUACCUCCACACUGCAAACCAAACAGAUUCAACAGGAGGAGCUCAAACAAGAAAUUAAAGGCGUCGAAGCCGAAAAUAUUCGCUUCAUGGAAAGCGCCACCAAAUUCAAAGAGGUUUAUAUCAAAGCCGAAAAUUACGAUGCACGCAAGUCACAGCUUGAGGAAGAGAUUGGAAUAAAGCAAUCAACUACUCAAGAGCUUCCAGACACUGACGAAGAGUUGGAGGUGAAAGUUAGAGACUUCGAGAUGCAUAGGUCUACAUUACAACGCAGAAGGGACGCUACUGCACGGGACGUCAGGGACGAGGAAGAAAGGCUUGCUGAUGAGCGCAAACAGCACGUUGCGCUCAUUAGUGAGCAGGGUAACCUGCAAGCUGAGGCCACAACCCAUAGACGGAAUGUUGAGGCCCGGGAGGGUCUGAUUCGCGAGUUGGCCACAAAAUACAGCUUGAAGGGUUAUGAUCAUACUCCCUUGGAGGAUGAUCGCGUCGAAGAAUUCGCCCAUAAACUCAAUGCCCUGUUGAACAAGCAGAAUUCAGGGCUCAAAGAAAUCCGAGCCACUGGGUUGGCGAAGAGCGAGGAGCUCUCGAAGAAGCUUCGGACACUUCGCCAGCAUCAGGACGCACGCCAUAUCGAACGUGAUACGACUCUGAAAAGCAUUGAUCGCUUGAACGCACAAAUUGUUUCCCAAGUGGAGAAGGCCGAUAGGGAGAACAUGCUUGACGCCGAACUUAAGUACAAUAUUUCCGACCUAGACUCGACCAGAGACCGGCUGAACAAAGCGAAACGGGACUUCCUCUCGGCUAAGCAUGAAGCUGGGAUCGAGGCUAAGACAGCAGAAAUUCGCCGACUUGAAGAUGAGAAGGACAGGCUAAAUCAGGCUCUGAGAGCUUUGACAACGCAAUCGAAUGCUCGAGCGACGUUAGCUCUCAAGCGGAACGAGGCCAAAAAGCGUCAAGCCGAAAUUGAUUUGACACUCGAGAGCUAUGGCCAGAAACACCAAGAUCUUACUGGGAUGGAGGCUCAAGCGCCCACGAUGGAAGGAGACGUUGACAAGGCCAUUGCUGAAAAGGAGAAGGCAACAUCUGCCAUCGAGGCCAAGUAUAACAGGGAAAACAUGGAUCUACAUCAAGUGGAGUCAAAUAUCUCUGGCCUCAAAAAUCAAAUUAGUGGGAAGAAAGCCGAAAUCACUGCGUUGACCAAAGAACUCAGACCCUUAUUGCAAGGUGAUGAAGUUGAUUACCCAAACAUUCCAGCUGCCAUAGAAGAAAUUCAGAAGGAUCUCAACGCUGCAAUAGACCGCCAUCAACAGAUGACCCAUGCGAAGGGUAUGAUUAUGCAAUUCCUGAAGUCUGGGAAGAAAGAACAUAUGUGCAAAUUGUGCGAUCGUAAGAUGUCGUCCGCAGAGUGGGAUAAGUUCGAAGCCAAGCUGACUGGGCUUGCGGAAAAAUCAAGCGACGAGAGUAUUGCGGAGGCGUUGCAAGAAGUCAAAACUUGGGAGGACUAUAUUAAACGUCUUCAGUCUUUCUUCCCCAAGGAAGCGACAAGGGACAACUUGCGAUCAAAGGUUAUCCCAGGUCUCGAUGCCGAACUGAAGGCAGAGGAGGGGAAACUCGGGGACUUGUCACACGAAGUCGAAACGAUUUCGGAGGAAUUGAAAAGUUUUAGAACCCAACUUCGCGAUCUUCAGACCUUGAAGACGCACGCAACCCUCGUCACAAGAGCACUUGGGGACGUGGAACGCCUGAAAAAAGAGAUCACGGAUAUUGAGACUGAGCUUCAAUCUUCGGGAUCAACUCGGACCACGGACGACAUCCAGGCAGAGCUUGAUGAGAUAUCAACGAAAAUAAAGACAACCGACCGGACUCGGCAAAUCCUCGUCUCAACUCGGGAACAGGACCUCACACAUCAAAGGACACUCGAGAAUGAGCUUCAUGCUCUAGAGCUAAAAAAUGCAGAGUUGAGGAACAAAGUUAAAGAGCGAGAUCUCGUUCAGGCUUCGAUAGAGAGUUCAAAGCGCGAGGUGAUAUUACUCCAACAACGUUGCAAGGAACUGGAAGUCGAGAUCCAGAACGGGGAUGCACCUAUUCUACAAUUAGAAUCCCAAAUUUCCCAGCAUAACUCAACUCAUGAAGCCGCAACUGCCAAAUCGACGCAGCUCUCAAAGGAGUUAUCCCUGAGCUCGGAGAAGCUUGAGAACGUAUCACGAAUAAUCGAACGAUUCGUUACGGAACGACGGGCUCGAGAACUUAGAAAAUGCGAGGAACGCGUGGCAGAGGCUGAGCGACGUAUUACCGAACUCAACGCCAUUAUCGAAAGCAAACGGACUAACCUUGCGGGGCUGGAUAAAGAAAUUCAUGAAGGCGGAGCUACGCUGGCGCGUUACCAAAACAACAUCCAGCUGCGCAAAUCUCGUGCUACAUUGGCUAAAAUCAACGAUGACAUCUCCAAACUCGAUUUGGAGGAGGCUGCUCGAGCAAAACGCAAUUUUGACAAGUUGUACCCCCUCAUGAAGGCGAAGUUGGACAAGCUAGUUGCACAGUGUUCUCGCGUUGAAGGAGAAAUGAGCACAGACCGCGUACAUCUCGAUAGCUUUAAGAAGGAUCUUUCGCGUGAUUUCAAAGACAUUAACAAGAAAUAUACUGAACAGCUUGUCAAAGUGAAGAUGUCGGAUAUGGCAAACAAUGAUCUGGAGAAAUAUGCCAAAGCUCUUGACAACGCGAUUAUGAAAUACCACUCAUUAAAGAUGGAGGAAGUCAACGAGACCAUGCGACAUCUGUGGAACAAAACAUAUCAAGGGACAGAUAUCGAUGGCAUCAAAGUUGUUUCGGACAACGACGGUGUCUCUUCAACGAGGCGUACCUAUAACUAUCGCGUCGUUAUGACUAAAGACCAAGUCGAAAUGGACAUGCGAGGGCGAUGUAGUGCGGGGCAGAAGAUGCUGGCAUCUAUCAUUAUUCGACUUGCUUUAUCCGACUCAUUUGGGCAGAACUGUGGGAUCCUUGCGCUUGAUGAGCCCACGAAUGCUCUAGAUGCGGAGAAUAUCGACGCAUUAGCGCACUCGCUAACUGAUAUCAUUAAGGAGCGUCGGAGCAUGGCUAACUUCCAGCUCAUUGUCAUCACUCAUGACGAGAAGUUCUUACAAAAGCUUGGUGAAGCCGAUGUCAUGGAAUAUUAUUGGCGGGUGAUGCGUGAUCGUUCUCAAAAAUCGAUCAUAGAAAGACAACGUUUUGGCGUUGACAAUUCAUGAUGAUCGUCUUUGUCAGUGUUGCUAUUCUGGGACCUUCAAUCCUAUCCUACACCUUGGGUAUGUAUGACGUGCUGGUUUAUGUAAAUUAUCCUAUUCUGUUUUUCAAAUUUAUG
This is a messenger RNA of Cantharellus anzutake, 4128 nucleotides long. RefSeq lists its product as uncharacterized. Lineage: Eukaryota; Fungi; Basidiomycota; Agaricomycetes; Cantharellales; Hydnaceae. Gene Ontology annotation, molecular function: double-stranded telomeric DNA binding; ATP hydrolysis activity; single-stranded telomeric DNA binding. Gene Ontology annotation, cellular component: condensed nuclear chromosome; Mre11 complex. The record is from RefSeq and is a predicted model, not a curated record. The annotation marks the transcript as partial. Gene Ontology annotation, biological process: telomere maintenance via recombination; chromosome organization involved in meiotic cell cycle; telomere maintenance via telomerase. The transcript has 23 exons.